Molecule: messenger RNA, 4552 nt
Organism: Chironomus riparius
Lineage: Eukaryota; Metazoa; Arthropoda; Insecta; Diptera; Chironomidae
Source: the annotation of a GenBank genome assembly
CAGUUAGCUUUCAACUGUUGACGGUAAAAGACGAAGAAAAUCGAAGAGAAACGAGAAAGAAGAACGGCAAAUUUUGAACGGAAUUGAACAUUUUUUUUUAUUGAAUUUUUGCUGUGUCUUGUGUGACUUAUUUAAAAGAAAAAGUAAUAAGAAAUUGAGAUUCUAUUAAGUGGAAUUGUUAAAUUUGGAUUUUUGUGACAAGAAUUGUGGAAUUUGAAAGAUUUUUAAAAAUCAUUUGAAAUUGGAUUGUGACUGAAAAGUGAAAUUUUUUGUGAAAUAUUGAAUUUUAUGCAAAAAAAUUAUUUUAAAUUUGUUUGAGCUAGAAAGAGAAGAAGAGGAGAAGAAAGAAGAUUGAAAUCAGCACAAACGACAACAGCAGCAGCGUAAACGGCAGCUGAAAAGAAGAUUUUGAACUUACGACAUUGUGGACGUAAUUGGUUGCCUUUUUGGAUUCACUAGAUGUUCACGUAGUAUCCAGCAACAUCAAAGCCAUCAACCACUAAGCCAUCCCUUUAACAAACAAGAAUCAAUCAUCAUUGCAUCGCACUUAAGCCGCCGCACAAUCAUGAACCUUCUGCCCAUAAAAUUCAUCUUUCUAUUCACACUAUUUGUACUCAGCGCACGAGCCAAUGACUCGCUCGUGGAACCGACAGCGAGUGUCAAGCUUAUAACACAAAAUGUGUACGGAUUUGCUGACUUUACGACAACAAUUGGUAACACUGUAAUGAUCUUUUCGCCUUCAUCAAUUGCUGUAGCUGUUCCAGAACCACCAAAAGAAGAUCCAACAACACCAGAAUCACCAUCAUCAACGAUUGAAACCAAACCAAUCGCCGACACACCACCAAAAGCUGAAAUCACACCAUCGAAAACAAUAGCUGAGCCAGCAUCAAAGCAACAAGUUGUUUCAGUUGUCAGCAGUGUUGUACAAGUUGUUGAGGAACCACCGACAGGAGCUACAAAGAAACCAAAAAAGAAGAAGCCAAAAACAACAACAACGACUGUCAAUCCAGUGCCAUUUGAGGUUAAAGCUAUUACAGCUGUGACACCUGAGCCACCGAAGAUUGUUAUGCCAUCCAAGCCUAUUGAAGCUGUAACUGAGAAAAAGAAGGAUGAUGGAAGAUUCAUUGUGGAGUCAGUUAAAGCUGUUGAAGCUGUGACAGAACCUUUGGAGUCAGGUGAACCUGAAGAUGACGAUGAAAUUAUUUUGCAAGACGGAAAUGCAAUCUCAGAUCCUGAAUAUGACUUUUUGAGUCGUCAACCAACAGAGUUUGUUGAAGAAACUUAUCGUGUUGUGAAUCUUAAGCCAUCAGUCAUCAAGAAGCCAAAAAUAUCUGCAAAAUCAACAUCAAAGAAUGCUGACGUCAUCCAUCCAACAGGAUUAGUCACAAAAUCAGGAGGAACUGUCGUCAACAAUGGAUUAACAACUGUCCAUGAAACCAGUGUCAUUGGAACUUACAUCAACGGUAAAUACGCUCAAGUUCUCCAAAGCACAUCCUCAAUCAUCACAGGCGUCAAACCUAAAAUUCAGCCAUCAUCAACACUUCGCAUCCUAAAAACAGCAGCUCCAUCAUUCAAACAAACUCCAAAAUAUGUCUCAAAUGAGGAAGAGAAUGACAAUCCAACAGUACGAACAGUCAGGAAGCCAGGACAAGCACCAAACAGCUUUAAGAACCGAAUUCAAAAUAGAAAGGAUAGCUUUGUGUCUGAAGAGAUUGUAACUCCAUCACCAGUCACUCCAGCAGGCAAGAAAGUAAGCUCAAGACGGAAUGGAUUUGGAAAGGCAAAGAGCCCAACUCGUCCAACAACCAAAUCAGCCGAAGUAGCAACGAUCGCAGCUGAGGCAGUAACCGGCACAUAUGUUAGCCGUCGCAACAAGACAACCAGAAAAGCUUUCCAACCAACAUCAGUUCAACAAGUCGUUGCACAAACUCAAGACACUUUAAUUAAGAAGUUUAAGCCGAAAAUAUCUCCAUCAAAUGUUGAUGGCAAUGACCAAGGUGCUACAUCCCUUUACAAGUUCAAAUUGAAUAGAGCACCAGGAAGAUGGCAAUACAAGACAACACCUAAACCACGUGUCACAAUCCGUAAACAUGGAUCAGCUGCAGGUGAGAAGGAUGCUUAUGAAGUUCUUGCAGUAACUCCAUCAAUUGACACCGUUGGAAAUGAUAUUGACAAGUCAAAGACUGAUCUUGAUGUUGACUUAGAUGGAAGUGGAUCUGUUAAUGGUGAUGUCCUUGAUGAUGUUGAGACAGGCGCUGGUGACAAUAGAAUUGAAAAGAAACUUCCAAUUGAGACAAUUCGUGUUGAAAUUUCAACUCCAGCUGACUUUAGUGACACUUACUAUGAAAUUGCUACAAUUAAGAGUCCAUAUACCUUCCAAGUCGGUCAGAACAAGAACACCAGAUACAUCACAGUCACAUCAACAUUUGAGAAGACAAUCGAUCCAGAGCCAACAGCAACAUCAAUCCUUACUGAACCGUUGACUGAGAAUAUCUUAGCACCAACAUCACAUCUUGAUAAGGAACACAAUUUACUAGAUUCAUCAAUAGCCACACUUCCACCACUUCAUUUGAAUGACGAUCAAGCCACACCACCACUUGAGACUGUCACAGAGACAUUCAGCACAACACAGCAACUGUUGAAGACACACAUCCUUCCAGUCGUUAGAGAAGGAACUAAUACGACAAGCUAUACAUUAAUCCAGACUUAUCAUGUCACUAGACUUGUCACAGCUACAAAGACACUUCCACCAACUGAAUUGUAUCAAUUUGUACCUAGCAGGACCCUCAAUGAGUUCAAUUCUAAGUUGGAUGAAGCAGGAUCGGAACUCCAUUUGGAACUUGAGUUUGGUGAUGAUAAUGAACAUGAUGAUGAAGACGGUCCAAAACGAGUAGCACUUCCAGAUGACUUAGAUUUGGCUAACAUUGGUGUAGACUUUGAUGUCUCUGAAGUUGACAAGAUGAAGAUUCCAAGACCACAAAGACCCAAGAAGACAACACAAAAGCCUAAAAUUGAACCAAAACCUGAAGAUAAGAAUCUUUUAGGCUUGACACCAGAGCAAUUAGCUAUUUUGAGACUUCUAAACCCAGCAGCAGUUCCAAACAUCAUCACAACAUCAAAACCAAUCUUCACAGUCGAGACAGUCUAUGAAUCACAUGUCUUGCCAAUCCAGAAUGGACAGUCGACAAUCUUUUCAACAAUUUCCCGUCCAGUCGCAACAGUCACAAAGACAAACUACGAAUAUGGAACCUCAAUCUUGCCAGCCGUGACACAACAACAAAUUAAUCCACUUCAACUCCUUCAAACACAACAUCAAAUUCCACAAUACCAAAUUCAAUCAACACCAGUCGUAGCUCAACAGAUUGUCACACAGACAGACUCAAAGAUAUUGAAGCUCACAUUUGGUGCCCGAACAGCAUACACGACACUUUAUAAUACGAGAGUAGUGCCAACAAUGGUGACGAGUUAUGUGACGCAAAGCAUAGCCGUGCAACCAAAUGCCUUCCCUGGAUACUAUCCAGCACCUUAUCCUCCAUUCCCAUAUGUUGGGUAAAUAAUAAUAAAAAUUUGAGGUUAGAUUCGACUAGAUUUUAAAUAUCGCUCAAAUGCACAACAACGAAAUACUCAUAGAGAUUGAAAAAGUGAAAUUUUAGAGAAUUUAUUUGGAUAAUAAUGAGUGAGAGAUGAUGGGUUAAGGUAGGGGUGGGGAGUGGGUCAAGAUCAGUGGUUCUCAAACUAUUUUACACGACACUUUAUACUAUUUUGUCGUAAUAUUAGACAAGUAGUUUACUGAAUAUUGUUCAAAAAAGGGUGAGAACCACUGCAUUAGAUUCUUGAGCAGUGAUGGUCAACCUAUGUGCCACGGCACACUAGAGUGAAAAUCCAAGAAUCGUAUGGCGUGUGCGGAUUCGGUUUGACUUACCACUAAGGUUUGUCAUGACACAAAAAAGGUUGACCAGCACUGCAUUCUAGAGUAAAGAGUCCCCACCCUAAUCUAAUAUAAAUUUCCAGUGAAAAAAAUCACAUUGUACAUUUUAUUUAAAAUUAGUUCAUUUUUAAAAUGGUGCAAAAUAAUUUUUUAAAUAUUUUAAUAACAAAAUUUGAACUUCUUUAUGGAAAAAACUUAGUAAAUGCUUUAAAAAUUCUUAAUUAUUUUUGUAAUUUUCAACUUAAAUUGCUUUAAAUUCCUUUAUAAGUUUAUUAAACUUAGUUGUAGGCCGGAAUAAAUGCAAACUUUUUUUUACAUAAAAUACUUUUAAAAUAUAAAAAUCAAAAUAAAAACUUUCUGCUUAUAAAAAAUAAUUAAUUUAAGUUUCUCAAAUGCUUAAUAUUGCCCCGAAAAAAAUAAUCAAAAUCCAGCACCUAAAAAUAAAUAUUCUUUUAUAGUUAAAAUUUAAGAUUAAGUUUCUCUUUUCUGUACACCGUCCAGCCAUUUUGGAUCAUUUUUUGGGAUGAUUUCUCAAUUCAUGCACAUUUUAUAUUGUCAUCUAUUCUUUUAUUAUUUUGUACAUUAUUUUCUUCACAUUUUAGAUUUUUAAGGAAAUAUUUUUUU